This is a messenger RNA of Ostrea edulis (European flat oyster), 5073 nucleotides long. RefSeq lists its product as uncharacterized. The transcript has 3 exons. Gene Ontology annotation, molecular function: protein binding. The record is from RefSeq and is a predicted model, not a curated record. The coding region runs from base 814 to 2022 and encodes 402 amino acids. NCBI's taxonomy places the organism in Eukaryota, Metazoa, Mollusca, Bivalvia, Ostreida, Ostreidae.
AUCAUUGAGCAAUAAUAUUUUAUGAACUUUAUCAUAUCAAACUUAUCAUUGUACAUUGUCUUCCACCGAGCAGUUCAUCAGUUUCAUUUGCUCUUCUUCUCGCUUUCCCUCUUUUGAAAAGAAAAGAAUAUCAACACUAUUUAUACAAGGCUAAGAUACAACUGUAUAUUUAAUUAUGAUCUUUACAAACGAAAUAUUACAAAUUCUCCGUUUUGUACAGGUAGACAUAUUAAUGAAGAUGUAUAUCAUCUCUUUUUCGCUUGUAAAAAAUACUCCAGAACCAGAAAUAAUCUUUUUAAUCGCCUUUUCAUGCUUGACUUGGUUAAUAUUGAUACAAAAUUGUUAUUAUGCGGUGAUGUCAAUUUGCCUCUGCAAACUAAUUGUAAUAUAAAUAUUUUUUUCAGUUGUUCAUAAAUUUAUAGAAGAAACUUGUAGAUUCGUUUAAUCAUUGUAUAUUUUAGCUGUUAAUUAUUACCUUGUAUGACAUAUUGUAAUAUUUUAGGAGAGGGACUUGUAAGUUGUUUGAACUUGUUCCCAGUCUUUUUGAAUUUAUCAAUAAAAUAUGUUCAAAACAAAGAAAAGAAGGGGGGGGGGUACAGGCAUGAAUCAUGGUGUUUUCACGUCAGUCCUCCUUUCUUUUAUCCCCCGUUUUGCUUAUCGAACUUCCGCGUUCAGCAGCAAAUGUCCCAGAUACAAUGGAAUUCAUACGCAAUAAAUCGUAUGGUGUCUUAUCAUUCCCUAAUCAUGACGAAAUAGGACGUCCCAAACAUUCAUGUUUACACUGAAAGAAAGAGAAAAACACACACCGGGGAAAUGUAUAGAUGUAUGAUGCUUUUCUUUUUGUGGUAUUUUAGCGUGAGUGAUGCUUUCCUUCUUUCUGGACCCUCAUACCACAGCACACCAAUUCCACAAAAUGGCGGUGGGAUCACCGCCCCAGAAGGAAGCGUCAUGCACAUCUUGUUACAGGAUGUGGCUCUCCUGAAACAGGAACUUGCCACGGCAUUGAAUCAAAUUACCUUUCUACAAGCCGAGUUAAAGGAGCAGAGGAAACUGUACAAGAGUGAUAUAGAAAUUCUGCGACACGACGUGGAGAAUUUACAGCGGUUCACGAAAUCAUGCAAUCGGAGUAUUCACCAAAGCAUGCAAGACACAGCAGAAAACAUAUCCAUUCUGAACAGAACUGUGGAACAAAAUGCUGCGGAUAUUAACGCUGUAAACGAAACAAUGAGAAAUGUUGACCGGAAGUUACUAGAUGUAAUUAGCAGAGAGAACACCUUGAAACAGUCGAUACGUUUUGAAGUACAGCAGGAACUCCGCCAAAAUAAGCAGGACAUAGUGAACAAUGUGACAGCGCUGGGCAGUUCUAUAGACGCAUCACAGAAACAGGUGCGCUAUAUUUCUCUCUCUUUAAAUGAUGUUAGCAAUGAUUUACGAAAUGUUGAGCAUCGACAGAAAAACACAUCAGCGCAACUUGUUGAACUGCAGAAGAACAAAACUGAAAUGAAAGAUGAGAUAGUUGAUAUCAACCAUGAAAUAUCACAGUUACAAAACAACUCCAGAAGUACCAAACUGUCAACAAACGCCGCGUUAUCUCGAAUUGAACACCUAGAAACAGAUAUGAAUACUAAGAUAAGCUUCACAGCUGCGCGGACGGACAACAAAAUGACGUGGAAGGACGGAGAAAUAGUGCUGUUCUCUUCUGUCAUCGACAGCGAGGGGGGAGGAUACAACCCAUCGACAGGGGUGUUCACAGUCCCACAAAUCGGGACGUACCUCUUCUUCUGUAACAUUGCAACUCUUACUAAUAAUACCUUUAACGCCGACAUCGUUGUUAAUGGGGAAAUCAAAGAACGAUUGCUGACGUAUGCUUAUGGAAGACCAUGGAAUAGCGUCACAUCAUCAAAUCUUCUAGUUAUUCGGCUACAGUUAGGAGAUAAGGUCUAUGUCAAAUAUGAAAUGGGGAGUUAUCUAUUAUCAGAUCAGGCUCAUGAGACAACCUUCUCCGGGAUAAGAAUUAAAUGAGAAGAUGCGUUGGAACAGGUUGCACUAGACUGAGAGAGUGAAAUGGAUGGGGAACAAAGUCUACAAUAUCAUCAUUAUCAUUAUCUAUUUAAUCGGAAUUGUAAUGUCUAACCUAAUUGGUUUUUGCAUGAACUAUAAUAUGUAGCCUAAUCACCCUGCGCAAUGAUACGUAGUUCUGUGAUCGUCAUAUCGUUGUUCACACGUGUAUACAAUAGACUACAAGUAUAGCCAGAUAAUCCCACCAUGCAGAUUUUAAUUCUUAACAUCUACUAGUACAGUGAGUGUUCAAAAUUAUCAUUUUAUGCAGAAAUCACCCUCUCCCCCAAUCCUACAUUGUCUAUAUAUCUGUUUCCAAAUUUAUUCCUUAUCUUCUAAGUAUAUAAACUUUUAUAUAAAGUUCAGAGGUCUAUUUCGCUACAAUGAUAAUGAAUGCAUGUACAUGUAUGUAUACAUAUUACAACAUUCAGAAUGUAUAUCGUAAGAUUUUGGAUCCUGUAGUAUUUUGGACAUGUAAGUAAAUCUUUUAUUAUAGUGACAUUUAUGAUACAACUUUUGCAUUUCAUUUAAGAUACAUGCUAGUAUAAUUUUACUCCAGGCCCAACGGACCCAUAUGUUGGACUGGUUCACGACAUUUGAAAAAUAAUAUUUUUUAAUUUUUGAUGUUAAACAUUGAAAAUAUAACUGAUUUAAUGUUGACAGCCAAACUUUUGACCGUCUGAACGCAAGAAUAAAAGAAAUAUUUUAGCCUUCAAUCUGUGUUAUGUAAACAAAGAGUAUUUCCAUGUAUACAAACAAACCAGUGAAAUGUUAAUUUUGUAAUAUAAAGCAUCUUAAUUUUGCAUAGUGACAAAUAUAACGUAUAUAUGACACAUUUCCCCCAAAGAAUACUUGAACAUACCGCAAUCUUUGUUUACAAACAAAUAAUGAACUCUCUAAAAUGAGCUUCGUGAUAAUGUAUAACCUUAAUUUUUAUGUGAAAUCUUUUAAACAAAUUAGACAAUAAAUUUUGAUCAUUAAAAGUGAAAAACAAAAUUUUGGGGAAAAUCAUGAAUCAGUCCCUUUAGCACAUCAAAUGAUGUCGGCACAUGUGCAGUCAUUUGGAUGUAUAUUGCUAUGGAUAAUUGAAUUAUGUGGCUUUAUAUACUUGUGAGCGAGUUUGGUAAUUUGAAAGAACACUUCUGUACGUUUUAUCAUUAUUCUUAAAUUUGAUCAUUUUUCAGGGGCGGAUUCAGGAAUUGAAGUUAGCGGGGCGCAACUUCACGAGGGAGGAAUACGUCUCCUACAUGUAUAUAUAGUCAAUGUAUUAUUUUCUGUCAUUUCUGAUGAGGUGAAAUUAAUCAAAUGACAUAUAUUGUAUGGCCGUUCGUUUAAUGGCUCAUUUAAGCAUCUCAUGUGAAGUUUGGUUUCAGUAUCGAUAGAGGCAUAUAAGCUCUCAGUUAGUUUAUAUGAUUUUCUGUGAUUUUAUUUGGAAUGAUAAAUAGGUGCUUUGUUCGAAAAUAAGAUAUCUUAAAAUCCAAACUUAGCUUUGAUUUGAUGCAUUAUAUAAAUAUCUAAUUAAACGCGUGAGGAAGACUCAUGUAUAAUGUUCUAAUUUUUCAUAUAAGAAUUAAGCACUAUUAAUUAUAAACAUAUUGCAUCAAAUACUUGUUUGAUAGAUUUAAUCUCUAAACCAUAGAGGACAUAAAGAAUGUCUGUCUGUCUGUCUUAUAUUUUAGAUUUGAAUCAAACGAAAGAAAAAAGUACCGAUCCCGAUCAAAAUUGAUAGAAAUUACUGUAAUAAUCACAUUAUUGCUAAUUUUAUGCUUUUUUCACCAAGAAUUUAGUUUUCUUUGUAAAUUCAUUUAAUUCGUAAUGUUUUUUACAUCAAGGGAAAGAAGUUGUGGAAGCACAAUGUUCUCUGCGACUACUUUUUAUUUUUUUUCUCUAUCACUACUUUUUAUUUUUUUAAAGAUAUAAUUCCGAUAGUACUUGGUUCAGAUUUGAAAAAUUGAAAUAUUUCUGAAUUUUGGUAUUUUCAUUCUUAUUUCUUUUUAGAAUACAUUUGUCCGAUAUAUCUUUUUUCUUUAAUAUUUUUUGGAAUAGAAUCUAAGUUAUCCCAAUAAAAGUAACAAUAAGUUUGAAAUUCUUAAAAAAAAAAAUUUCUGUGAGAAUGGAUCAGUGAGCAGCGUUCCUCUGGGUUUGUCGCCUUGCGUACAUCUCAACGACUGACUCAGUCUUGACUCACAAAAAGAAAUAGAAGUGUAAUGAGUCGAUCCUCUCCCAUAGAACGUGACGAUCGUGUCACAUAUUUCAUAGCUAGGUUUCUGCGUUCCACUCUAAUGGAAGAAACUGCUGUUAGUUGGAGCAAAUACAGAAAUUUAGUAACAUUUGGGAAGAGUACAUGUGUAUGUACAGGACUGCGAUUCAUGAAUUGACGAAAGAAGACACAGUUUUGAAAAACUAUUGAAUGGGGGAAAGAUAAUUGUUUUAUCCUUUAUCUUUUAUGAAAAGAAGAUACCAUGGUUUACUUUAAAUUAGAAAAUUUGGGGUGGGUGGGGGGUGGGGGUUGCGCCCCUUAAAUCCGCCACUGCUUUUUACUAUUCAGAUUUCUUUUCUCUGGAAUAGUAAAGUUACAAAAUUGUUAUUGUUGCAUAUUGUACAUGUAUAUUUAGUCACAUUUUCACUCAAACGCAUUUCAUUCCAUUUUAAGAGAAAGGCGAAAUGGGCUCAAAAUGGUGUGUGCGCGCGCGUGUGUGUGUGUUUUGUCCUGUAUAUAGUAUUCAAAGUGCGAUUUCAACCCUCUAAUGUGUUAGUAAUAUACUCAACGAUACAUAUACAUUGAAUAAAAGACGUAUUAAAAAAAUAAUCAUUAUAUAUGCUACAUUGUACAAGUGUACAUGUACAUUUGAAUUUUAUUAAGAUGUGAAUUUUUGAAGGGGUGAUUGUAAUAUUCUAUUUCUUAGCUAUAACUAUCCAUGCUUGUGUGCGAAUUAUUACCAAACAUUUAGUUUUUUAAUGCGAGCAUUAUAUAUGAAAAGUAAAUGUUCUGCAUGUUUUAUUCUUAAACCACGA